CUCACCGCCAUCCACCUCCCGGCCAAUCUCGUCAACAUCUACCGGGGCGCCUUUUGGGAGUGCACAGCCCUCACCUCCAUCGUCCUGCCCGCCGGCCUCGUCUCCGUCGGCAGGGAUGCCUUCGAGGGGUGCACCUACUCCUCCCUCGCCUCCGUCACCCUCCCCGCCAGCGUCACCUCCAUCAGCAGCGGCGCCUUCGAGUGCUGCGUGUCCCUCACCUCCGUCGCCCUUCCCGCCGGCGUCACCUCUAUCGGCGAUUGCACCUUUGCCUACUGUUCCGCCCUCACCUCCAUCCACCUCCCCCCCAGCGUCACCUCUAUUAUCUGCGGCACGGCCUUCAGCGACUGCCCCGCCCUCGCCUCCAUCCACCUCCCCGCCGGCGUCAUCUUUGCCGACGACUGA
Emiliania huxleyi CCMP1516 is the source of this 402-nucleotide messenger RNA. RefSeq lists its product as hypothetical. The annotation marks the transcript as partial. Lineage: Eukaryota; Haptophyta; Isochrysidales; Noelaerhabdaceae. The transcript has 2 exons. The record is from RefSeq and is a predicted model, not a curated record.